Sparassis crispa is the source of this 2577-nucleotide messenger RNA. Its product is annotated as mRNA 3'-end-processing protein. The record is from RefSeq and is a predicted model, not a curated record. The transcript is spliced from 12 exons. Gene Ontology annotation, molecular function: mRNA binding; protein binding. Gene Ontology annotation, cellular component: nucleus. NCBI's taxonomy places the organism in Eukaryota, Fungi, Basidiomycota, Agaricomycetes, Polyporales, Sparassidaceae. The coding region runs from base 1 to 2577 and encodes 858 amino acids. Gene Ontology annotation, biological process: mRNA 3'-end processing.
AUGUCUGAACCACCACCCGUCGUUCCAAAGGCUGACAACGCCGAAGACACUUCCAUAUAUGCAGAAGAUGACAAAACGCAGCCAACCGAAGAGAUACUGAACGCACUCCGACAGCUCGACUCAUCUCUUGCGACACCGUCUGUGCAGAACAGUGGCGGAGACGUGGGGCAAGAGCCCAAGGAGGAACCGAAGCAGGAACCGACCCCGCCGCCUCAGUCAGAGUGGGAUGCAUUGCGUGCACACCUGCGCGAGAAGCGCUACGAUGCUGAUGGGUGGCAGAACCUUGUCAACAUUGCCGAAGAUUCGGGCGACAUCGAGAAAAUAAAAGACACUUACGAAGGACUCCUGGAGGCGUAUCCCAAUACCUCCUCUGCGCAGAUCGCGUACUUGGACCAUUUCCUGGAUAAUCCGAACCAGGACCCAGACACGGCUGCCUCCUCCGUAGCACUGUUCAAGAGAUUUCUGAGAACGUCCCCGUCUGUGGAGUUGUGGAAGUUUUAUCUUUCGUACAUCAGGAGACACAAUGUUGGCCCCGAUGCGUAUGAUACCAUUCGCAACUCAUACGAGUUUGCGCUCAACCGCGUCGGCCAAGACAAGGAUAGUACGGAAAUUUGGCAAGACUACAUUCAUUUUCUAAAGUCUGGCCAGACUACCACAACAUGGGAGGAACAGCAAAAAAUGGAUGCAGUCCGCAAGGCGUACCACCGUGCAGUUCAAAUCCCCAUGGAGAACGUGAAGAAGCUGUGGGAAGACUACCAAGAUUUCGAAAACGGACUGAACAAAAUCACGGCGAAGAAGUUUCUGUCUGAUCUACAGGAGGGCCAUAUGCAAGCUCGGACAGUCUUGAAUCAGCUACAAGAGCAUCUUACAGUGCUGUUUCCCCCGCCACCACCUUCGAGGACUGCUCGUCCACCAAUUUGGCUGCCUCGUCAACCGACGUUCAAUGCUGGAGACAAAGCUCUGGUCGGUCGGUGGAGAGCGUAUUUGAAGUGGGAAGAAAGCAAUCCACUUGAGAUUGAGGAAAGGGAAAGAGCGACCCUCCUCACACGUCUCCAAGGUGUGUAUCGGAAGGCUGUCAUCCGCAUGCGGUUCUUUUCCGAGAUAUGGUACAUGGCGUACGCAUGGACGAAUAGCAUUGGUAAGACUGACGAGGCCUUAGCACUGCUCAAGGCCGGCAUUGAAGCCAAUCCUUCAAGUUUCGUGCUCAAUUUUGCCUAUGCUGAAGCCCUAGAGACCCACGAAAAGUUUGCAGAAGUCCAUGCGACAUUUGACAAGUUCUUGGAAGUUCUACGUGGCGACCUGGAAGUCAUCGAGAGCAGAGUGUCGUCAGCGAAUUCGUCCUUCUCUUCGAACAUCUCUUGUUCGGCGACGCAGACCGAUUUUGGUCAAACGCAGACCGCCCUGUUACCGAGUGGUAUCCAGUCACAGAAUUCUUCCUUCAACACUCAGGUCUCGGAUGAGAAGCCGCCCAAGUCAAAGGAGCUCGCAGACCGUCGAACUGAGUACGGAAUUGCAUGGAUCGUGUACAUGCGUUUUGCUCGACGAGCGGAAGGCUUAAAGUCUUCUCGGGCUGUCUUCUUGAAGGCCCGUAGGGAUCGCUGGACGCCAUGGGAGGUCUACGAGGCCGCAGCCUUGAUGGAAUAUCAUUGUACGAAAGCAUUGGAUGUUGCAAGCCGCAUCUUUGAGAUAGGCCUGAAGAUUUUCUGUGAUGAGGUCGAGUUUGUGCUGCGCUAUCUUGGUUUCCUCAUUUCCGUGAACGACGAGAACAAUGCACGGGCACUAUUUGAGCGCGUUAUCACGACGUUCCCUCCCGAACGUGCACGUCCUCUAUGGGAUCGCUGGGCGCGCUACGAGUAUCAAUUCGGCGAUUUAUCGGCAGCACAGAAACUUGAGAAGAGGAUAUCGGAGGCAUAUCCUACUGAUCCGCCCAUCAAACGUUUUGCUGAGCGUCAUAAGUACCUGGGUACUGAUGCCAUCGCUGUCCGUGACCUUGGUUUUGUCAUUACUCGCCCGGCCAGUCAGGCAGCAAGUCGAAACGGAGGGAGCUCCUUAGGCCGCACUGACACGCAGCUCUCCAUUUUGUCUUCUCAGUCUAUUAGUCAAACGCAGCCGCCCGCGGCCAGCGGUUCAAAAAGGGCAUCAUCUCCCGAACAUAAGAGACGAGAAGCCGAUUAUGGUCCCCCGCCGAAACGCGCGAGACCGAGUUCUCCUUCUCGGGAGAGGGAGCGCGAUAGAUGGGAGGGGCCGCCUCGCCGACGCCAUGGAAGCCCUCCUUGGGAACGGGAUCGUGACAGGGAUGGUCCGCCUGGGCGGCGUGUUAAGGAAGAGAAGGAGGAGGACAAACCCGUCGUUCUUCCCCCUGUGUUGUCGUGGUUUGUGGGUGUGCUACCUGCUCCUUCUGCAUUCGAUGGUCCUGUUUUCCGCACGGAUGACCUAAUGCAGGUGUUCAGGAAUGCUGUGAUUCCGUCGAGCACCUCAAGGGCACGUUCUUCGCCUCCUCCCCCUCGUGCAGGUGGGCGACCGCCUCCAGACUAUGGACCGUACCAAGGUCCUGGAGGGCGUCGUGGACGAUACUAG